This is a messenger RNA of Physella acuta, 2347 nucleotides long. RefSeq lists its product as uncharacterized. Gene Ontology annotation, molecular function: adenosine kinase activity. Gene Ontology annotation, cellular component: nucleus; cytosol. Gene Ontology annotation, biological process: purine ribonucleoside salvage; purine nucleobase metabolic process. The record is from RefSeq and is a predicted model, not a curated record. NCBI's taxonomy places the organism in Eukaryota, Metazoa, Mollusca, Gastropoda, Physidae.
UUUGACUACAGAAGCUGAGCCAACGAAACGAACUAAAUUUUCUAGAUUUGUUAGCAGAGCAAUGUCGGAAAACGAAUGCUCAUCGGCGUCUAAAAAACGCUGCGGAGUGACCAGUAGUUACCCAAAUCAAUGUGACAAGAAAUCGAAACCUGAUAUAGAAGGCAUUAUCCUGGGAUAUGGUAAUCCUCUACUUGACAUUUCUGUUCAAACUGACACAGAAUAUUUAAACAAAUAUGACUUGAAAGCUGACAAUGCUAUCCUGGCUGAAGACAAGCACAAACCAAUGUAUGCAGAGUUGGUAGAAAAAUACAAAGAUGUUGAAUUUGUGCCAGGUGGAGCUACUUUAAACGUAAUGAGAGUUGCACAGAAAUUAUUAAAAGUUCCCAAGGCAACAUCUUUUCUAGGAUGUAUAGCCCACGACAAAUUCGGAGAAAUUCUCACCAAAGCUGCACAGGAUGCAGGUGUCAAUGUCAAAUUUCAGUACACAGAUAAAGAGCCUACUGGAACAUGUGCAGUUAUUUGCACAGAUAAAAACAGGUCCCUUGUAGCAAAUUUAGCUGCAGCCAAUUGUUUUACAGAAGAUCACCUCGAUGAUCCCGAUAUCUGGGCAACUGUGGAGUCUGCCAAGUAUUUUUACUUUGCUGGGUUUCCUUUGACAGUGUGCCCAGCAGCUAUGCUCAGAAUUGCCAAACAUGCUGCACAAAACAACAAAGUUGUGUCAAUGAACAUGUCUGCUCCAUUUCUCUGCAACUUUUUCAAAGACCCAAUGCUUCAAUUGUUACCCUACACUGACUAUUGGUUUGGUAAUGAAUCGGAAUGCUUAGCGUUUGCUGAAGCUAAUAAGUUAGAAACAACAAAUAUAGAAGAAAUCGCCAAAAAGAUUGCAGGUUGGGAUAAAGUCAACAAGUCAACUCCUAGAACUGUUGUAAUCACACAAGGAAAGGAUCCUGCUAUAUCUGUUGUAGAUGGUAAGGUAAAAGAAUAUCCUGUGAUAUUAAUCAACCAAGAAGACAUUGUGGACUCAAACGGUGCAGGGGACGCUUUUGUCGGAGGGUUUUUAGCAAAACUGGUUGAAGGUGGUUCUCUGGAUGAGUGUGUGGCCAGUGGACACCAAGUUGCUAAUUUGAUCCUACAGAGUACAGGCUGCACUUUCCCUGAGAACAAGCUCAUCAAUUAAUUCCUCUCAUGUUGAUAAUGACAUUCAAAUUGUUCAGCACUUCACUAUGGUUAAGACUACUAUAUAUGUAACUUUGGGCAAAGAUGCUUUUAUUUUUUCCUGGGAUCAAAUAUUUUAAUGCUUCAAAUUUAGCAUAAAAAAUGUAUUAAAAAAUAUAUUCUUUUAGUAGAAUGAGAAGCAAAAUUUUAAAAUUUAAUGGCCAGUAGUGUUAAACCUAACUGAUGAUUAUGUACUAAAAAUCAAGUGAUUUUUUUUUUUUUUUGCUGACUAAUACUCAAGUCAUGAGGCAUUACUUAACUUAGACAUUAUGUGCAUACAAUCCUAGAAUCUAUGUUGAUUUUCAAAUGUUGCUUUUUUACCAUACAAUUUUACAACUGGGCAUGUGGCAUUUCUCUCGUACAAAUUGCCAUUCAAUAUCAGCCUAUUUUAAUUUUAACAAAUUUAAAAUCAAAUUUUGAUGUAGCCAGAACUCAUUGGUGACAAAUUAUUUAAUCAGAAGUCUCAUUUAAGUAAAUAAUUUUGUUGUUGCUUUAGUGCAAUUUUUUAAUAUGGUUAUUUUAUUUUAUUUAAGAACUCUCUGGUCUGGUUUAGAAAGUAGAAUAUCUUACUUCUAUUUUUUUUAUUCCCAUGCCAUUUAAUACACUUCUAUUAUUUGUUACAAAUAUUGUUAAAAAAAUGUAGAUUUAAAAGGUUUUUUUUGUAAACAAUAUACUUAUCCAGUCACAAGCAAUAAGCAAUCUUUCUUAAUUUUUUAAAAUUGCAUUUUACACAUAAUCAACAGUUGUUGGCAAUAAUUGUGCCUUUAAAAGAAAACUUACAAACAAGAAUUUAAAUCAACGUGAAAGGUUAUGUUGUAUAUUCCAGCACCACAUACUAUUAUUAUCUCAUUUAUUUUAGUUAUUGCUUGAAUCCUUCAAACAGCAUUUUUUAUAUCCUAGCAGCUCAUAUUGUAACCAUAAUACAAGAAACGAAACAACUCUCAAAAUCCAUGAGCUUUCUGGACAAGGAAUGAUUUUUAAAAAGAUAAAUUACUAGAGGUGUGUUUAAAACUGGAAUGUUAUAUUUGAAAAAAUGCAUUUUAUUUUGAAUACUGUGUUGAUUUUUAAAUGAUGGUUGUAUAAAUUUGUUAUAUCCUUUUUGGUUGCUGUGUAAUUUUUAUUUUGUAUGUAA